Messenger RNA from Paramecium sonneborni, 534 nucleotides. The record is from the annotation of a GenBank genome assembly. NCBI's taxonomy places the organism in Eukaryota, Ciliophora, Oligohymenophorea, Peniculida, Parameciidae.
CAAGAAUAUCCAAUCUAUUUGCUUUUAUGAUUCUCUCAUUUUUUUAUUAGAACAGAAUGGAGCAAAACAAAAAGAAAAAUGUUUUCUAAGAAAAAAAAACCAUUCCAUCUAUUAGUAGUCCCUCUAUCAUUUAAUAAUAUGAACCUAGAACAUAAGUAAGGAGAUAGAUAAUAGAAGAAGAAUAAUAAAGAUAAUAAAAGAAACGACAAACGGAAAGGUUUCAACCUAAAGCAACAUCAGAAGACGAGGAUCUUCAAUUGAAUUAUCUCUAAAUUGGAAAUUAAGCUAAAAAAAGGUAAAAAAGCUAAACUCAAAGAUUGUUGCAGUAUGAUUUAAGAAAGCAUUAAAGAAAUAGAUCAGAAUAGAGAUUUACAGUAAAAAAUACAAAUUAAGGUGUCAAUACUGAAAAGUAUAAUGAAUUCGAUGAUCUCGAUUAAAUUUCAGAUGAUAAAGCUGAUUUAUGCAUAAGAAAUCUUCCAUAAAAUAGAUUAAUGAAAAAAAUGACAAUAUGAUUAUAAAUUAUCAAACAAGAGC